Messenger RNA from Beta vulgaris subsp. vulgaris (sugar beet), 2399 nucleotides. Its product is annotated as 4-coumarate--CoA ligase-like 9. The transcript has 6 exons. The coding region runs from base 195 to 1865 and encodes 556 amino acids. Gene Ontology annotation, molecular function: CoA-ligase activity. The record is from RefSeq and is a predicted model, not a curated record. NCBI's taxonomy places the organism in Eukaryota, Viridiplantae, Streptophyta, Magnoliopsida, Caryophyllales, Amaranthaceae.
AGUACUCCAGUAAGCAGGAUAUCCAAUUCUUUCGCGCUACUACAUCAAAUACACAACGUAAUCUCAGAAUUUUCUCCUUCUUCGUUCUUCCUACUGAAUUAUAUCCACAAAUUGCAACAUUACUCACACUACAAAUACAAUCCAUUAGGCAUUAAUCCCAAUAAACACUAGAAUCUACCUCCAAAAAACCAACAAUGGCGGAAACUGAAGACUCAAAAAUUGAUCCCAGAAACGGCUACUGCUCUGCAACAAAAACAUACCACACUCUUCGAGAAAACUUCCCUCUUCCACCUCAACAUUCUCCUCUAUCAAUCACAGAUUACAUUUUCUCUCUCCUCCACUCCAACCCAAACUUCUCUCUUUCUUCCCCUGUCCUCAUCGACUCCUCCACCCACAAUUCUCUCUCCUACUCCGACUUCCUCAACCGAGUCAACUCACUCUCUUCCUCCCUCUCUUACCUCUCCUCCGGCCACGUGGCACUCAUUCUCUCUCCUCCCUCUAUCCACGUCCCCGUUCUCUACCUCUCUCUUCUCUCCCUUGGCGUCGUCGUCUCCCCUGCCAACCCCCUCUCAACUCGCUCCGAGUUGACUCACCUAAUCCAACUCGUCAACCCCUCCAUCAUCUUCGCCGUCUCUUCUCUCUCCUCCAAACUCACCUCUACCAAUUGUCCUAUCAUCCUCCUCGACUCGCCCGAGUUCGACUCGUUGCUGACUCGCCAACGAGUCGAAGAGGGUGUCACUCGUCGGCGAGUUAAGGUUUCUCAGACGAGUUCAGCAGUGAUCCUGUUCUCGUCAGGGACAACGGGAAGAGUAAAGGGAGUUGAGUUAACUCACCAGAACUUCAUUGCGUUGAUCGCUGUUUUGCACCACCGGAAAAUGAAGGCGUUGGCGGAAGAAGAAGAAGGGGAGGAGAAGAAAGGUCCGGCAGUGUCGCUGUUUUUUCUACCGUUGUUUCAUGUAUUCGGAUUCUUCAUGCUGCUUAGGGCGGUAGCAAUGGCGGAGACGUUGGUUUUAAUGGCGAGGUUCGAUUUUGAAACGAUGUUGAAAACUGUGGAGAAGUACAAGGUUUCAUACAUGCCGGUUUCGCCGCCAUUAGUAUUGGCGUUCGAAAAAUCGGAACUGACGAAGAAAUAUGAUCUGAGUUCACUUGAGUUUCUUGGAUGUGGUGGUGCUCCUCUUGGUAAGGAGCUUGCUCAAAGGUUUAAAGCUCGCUUUCCUAAUGUGGAAAUUGGACAGGGAUAUGGCAUGACUGAGACAGGAGGUGGGGUAGCAUCAACAGUUGGACCUGAGGAAUGCGAACAAUAUGGUUCUGUUGGCCGUCUACAAGAGCACAUGCAAGCGAAGAUUGUUGAUCCCUCAACUGGAGAUGCCUUGCCACCUGGCCAAGAAGGGGAGCUAUGGCUGCGUGGUCCAACCAUCAUGAAAGGUUAUGUGGGAGAUAAGGAUGCUACUGCAGCAACUUUUGAUCCAGAUGGGUGGUUAAAGACUGGUGAUCUUUGUUAUUUUGAUUCUGAUGGAUAUCUGUACAUUGUUGACCGGUUAAAGGAAUUGAUCAAGUACAAGGCAUAUCAGGUUCCUCCAGCUGAGUUGGAACGUCUGCUACUAUCACACCCAGAAGUUGCUGAUGCUGCUGUCAUUCCUUAUCCUGAUGAAGAAGCUGGACAAAUACCCAUGGCAUAUGUAGUCAGAAAACCAGAAAGCAGCCUUACUGCCUCCCAAGUGAUGGAUUAUGUUGCAAAAGAGGUUAGUCCAUAUAAGAGGGUACGCCGUGUUUCUUUUAUCAAUGCUAUCCCGAAGAAUCCGUCAGGGAAGAUCCUUAGGAGAGAGCUUGUCAGUCAAGCAACAGCUAAUCCAUCUAAGCUGUGAUUGUGAUUAAACAGUAGUAGUUUCCUGCAACUUACCUGUAUCAGUUGCUUGGCUGCUUAAUGAUGCUUAGUGGAUUUGAAGUUUUAUCCCCUCCCUACUCAUCAUCUCUACCCUGCUCUAGUACAGUACGAGAGUUGCUCCCAGGAGAGCUUGGUGCCAAGAUACCUAAGACGUAGCACAGGGUGACUGUGGCUCUUAUUUGCAAGGGUGACAUUGAUUAGAACUAUCAUCUUUUAGUCGUAUUAGAUUAUCUGCAACUGAAAUCUUGGAGAUGAUGUGUCGAUGCUCAAUCACAUUUUCAAGGGGUGGUUCAAAUGUGUAGAUAGCUUUUCAUUCUUUACAACUACAGAAAUCAAAUUUUGAAGCAUUGUAAAUGUAAUUGACAUAUCAUGCACCUUUUUGCUGGUAAAAGGAGAGGCAUUGAUACAGAUAUACGUGCCAUUGCAACUCCCAUCAAAGGAGUAGUUCCCCACCCAAGAGCUACUUUACCAUAUUCUGAAUUCAACGGUAUCAAUAAAGCCAUCAUUUAUCAAA